UUCAAUGUUGGUGAACAUGCCUCCCCGUGCACGAACUCAGAAGAAGUUGGGCAGCAUUUGUGAGCUGCAAACAGUGUCUCUGAAGAGUCCACUGGGUGUUAUUCACAUAAGCUGCUGCCGAGAAGGAAUACACACCAUCGAGCUCAAGCCAGACUACAAAGAGUGUGGGUGUGGGUGUGUGUGCGCAGAUGAUCAACUGAAGCUGUUCCCUGAGUGUGUGAGCUGCGUAGCAUGGCUGAAGGCGUAUUUCAAAGACCCAAACUCCACACACACCCUACCUCUGCCUUAUAUACACCAUCCCAUUCUACAGGGAGGGUCAUGGACAGCGUGUGUAUUGCGUACACUGCAGAGCAAAGUGUGUGUGGGUGAGGUGGUGUCGUAUGCACACCUCGCCCAGCUGGCCGGAAGACCCAGGGCUGCACGCGCUGUUGGUGGAGCCAUGCGCAAGAACCCGGUCCCUCUGCUGAUUCCAUGCCAUCGAGUGUGUUUGAGCAGCGGAGUGGCGGGGCACUACAUGGGUUGCCGUGGUGACCAUCUCAAACUCUGGCUGUUGGAGCAUGAGAAGAAUAAUACCUCACAGUGAUAUGCACAUGUACACACACACAUAUUCACACAUACACAUACACAUACACAUACACAUACACAUACACAUGUACAUGUACAAGUGUGCGUUCAUGGAUGUGGUUUUGCACACACACAUACCCGCAAGCAUUCAUGGAUUCAACCACAGUUAUUUUAGGUGAAAUUGUUUUUUACACCACCAAGAUUCAACCACAAUUAUAUUUUUAUGGUGAAAUAGUUAAUAUGUUUUUUUUUUUUUUUUUACAAAAUCCAGAUUUAACCACAAUUAUAUUUUUAGAAUUGGUGUAGUUAUGUUCAGUAUGUUUAUG
Messenger RNA from Alosa alosa (allis shad), 890 nucleotides. RefSeq names its product O-6-methylguanine-DNA methyltransferase (gene mgmt). The record is from RefSeq and is a predicted model, not a curated record. Gene Ontology annotation, cellular component: nucleus. Gene Ontology annotation, biological process: DNA repair. Lineage: Eukaryota; Metazoa; Chordata; Actinopteri; Clupeiformes; Clupeidae. The transcript has 5 exons. Bases 5 to 583 code for a protein of 192 amino acids. Gene Ontology annotation, molecular function: methylated-DNA-[protein]-cysteine S-methyltransferase activity.